AUGUCAAAAACUCCAAAACAUUCAAAAAUACAUAGUAUGGCUCAUUGAAUACAUACAUUAAGUAUGCUUAAUACAUAGACGCGUAUUCUCCUGCGUUUAGCUUAUGCACACACUCAAAAUGCGGGAGGAGAAACGUAAUAAAAGAUACAAGAGAGAGCAAGUAAUGCUACAGUUUAUGCCGUUUUGACCGAUAAUGCAGCUAAUGUGCAGUGGAUGGGAAAUGCCUCUAAUUUGCUUUAUUCAACAUGCAACGCCCACUCUGCUAAUCUGUUGGCUGGUGAUAUCGUUUCCAAGCCAGUAAACUCUAAAAUUAUGCGAAAAGUGACCACUGUGCAAAAAGAUUUCCGAAGAACUGGCUUGACAGACCUACUUUUAAAAGCUGGUGGCCAUAAACCAGCUCUGCCUUGUGCAACCCGUUGGACAUCACAACGAAGUGCCGGCGAGUCAUUUUUGAAGAAUUUGUCCACCAUGAAAACGGUCACUACUGCCUGCGAAGUGGAGGCAGAAUCUGACAAAGACACGAUUAGACCAAAACCAAUCGUUUCUUCUCGUCUAUUCAAUCAAAAGUUUGUCGCAUCGGUUAAGUCUUUGGUCGAUAUACUAGAUCCGGUCGCGAAAUUGACAAAUUAUUGUCAAAAGAGCACCAGCUCUGUUGCUGACGCAGCAGAGAAAUGGCUUGAAUUAUUGCAAGAUGGGCCAGUGGCAUUGCGUCCAUUUGUGGAAAGCCGAAUGAAGCAGAGCAACAUUUUGAACGAUGUUACGUUAACGGCUAAUUUUUUUCAUCCGAUUUAUCGCGGCAAAAGAUUGAAUGAGGAUCAACAUAGACAAGUUACAAGCUACGUUUUUGAUAAGCUCAAAGGGCCUGCACUUGAAUCAUUACAUGGAUUUACAAAAGGCAAAGGAGCGUUUGCAUCUUUAGCUCAAAAGAAAAUCGUUUCACCAAAAGCGUUCUGGCACUUCGCCGACCAAUUGGGCCAUGGAGAGUUGGCUACAUUCGCUCUGGAUUACUUGAAAAUUCCCGCAUCCACUGCACAGCUUGAAAGGUUAUUCUCCAACUGGGCAUAUGUGCACAAUGACAUUAGAAACCGACUAUCGACCGAAACAUCCAAAAAACUCGUGAACACCAAUUUCACGUUGCGCACAACCGACGAAAUUAUCGAAGAUGACGACGAGGACUUUGAAAUGGAAGGGGAGCAAUUCGGAACCGAUGAUGAGAGUGAUCAAGAUGAAUAAAACCGAAGAUUUUUUAUCCAAACAAAAUGAUCAUUUUUACGUAAAAAUAACACAAUUCAAAAAUAAACUCGAACUUUCCGUAUUUUUUUCACAAAUCUAUUGUAUU
Sitodiplosis mosellana (orange wheat blossom midge) is the source of this 1339-nucleotide messenger RNA. RefSeq lists its product as uncharacterized. The transcript has a single exon. The coding region runs from base 214 to 1233 and encodes 339 amino acids. Lineage: Eukaryota; Metazoa; Arthropoda; Insecta; Diptera; Cecidomyiidae. The record is from RefSeq and is a predicted model, not a curated record. Gene Ontology annotation, molecular function: protein dimerization activity.